Messenger RNA from Rhineura floridana, 696 nucleotides. RefSeq names its product NADH:ubiquinone oxidoreductase subunit A11 (gene NDUFA11). The transcript has 4 exons. The record is from RefSeq and is a predicted model, not a curated record. Gene Ontology annotation, biological process: mitochondrial respiratory chain complex I assembly. The coding region runs from base 71 to 478 and encodes 135 amino acids. NCBI's taxonomy places the organism in Eukaryota, Metazoa, Chordata, Lepidosauria, Squamata, Rhineuridae.
GCCCAGCAGAGUCGUCCCUCUCCCGAAUCUCGCGAUACUUGCGCCGGCGGCUGCUGGUCUUGCUCCAAACAUGGCCGACUACUGGGACAUCCCGGACGGCACCGACUGCCCUCGCAAGGCCUGGAUCACGGGGCGCCUCGGGGCCGGCAUCGGUCUGCUGGGGUCGAUUUACCGUAUUAUACUCAUCCAGCCAGAGACGACUUUGGAGGCUUUUCAGAGGGCGGCCACAGGCACAGUCACCAUGGCUACCAUAGGGGCCAUUUUUGGAGUCACUACCUGUGUCUGCGCCCAGAUCCGAGAUGCCCCAGAAGACCCCUUGAACUACUUUAUCGGAGGCUGCGCGGCAGGCACCAUCUUGGGAGCUAGAGCUCACAGCUUCAGCACUGGCACGACGGCCUGUCUUGGCCUGGGCCUGGUGGCCUUUUUCACCAAAGUGGGCAAGAAAGAGGGCUGGCGCCUCUUGGAACCCAAACUCUAAACCCCGCCCUCCUCUUCCUCCGCCUUCCCGUCUUGUGUAUGUCAAUGAAUGGUGGUCUCUGCGCAGUGUCCCCGAUUGAGGCUCGGAGGUGGCAUGUCUGCAGCUCAAGGGCAGAGAUCUUGAGCGGCGGCUGCAAAGUGUUGGCAGCGUCUGUCCCAGGUCCUGGUGGGGGCUGCCCUUCCAAAUAAAAAGAAGACCGCUUGGUCCUGUUGACUUUC